Messenger RNA from Cheilinus undulatus (humphead wrasse), 1924 nucleotides. RefSeq names its product glutamine-rich protein 2. The record is from RefSeq and is a predicted model, not a curated record. The transcript is spliced from 16 exons. The coding region runs from base 187 to 1863 and encodes 558 amino acids. Lineage: Eukaryota; Metazoa; Chordata; Actinopteri; Labriformes; Labridae.
GGAGCAGGAGGAUGGCAGCGGUGCCGACCAGGAGCAGCACACGGAGGAGGAGCGCCUCAUCCAGGGGAGAACCUCCGAGGGGAGCGGCAUGCAGGUUGGUGAGGACGGUGUGUCCGAAGAAGAAACAUCCGAGGCCGCAAAGCUUAUCCAAGAGCUCAACAAGCGAGGGAUGACCUGAGGGAGGAGAUGAAGGAGUUCUGCCAACAACAGAAGGCUGUCAUUGCUCAAACAGAGACCAUCGACACUGUGGAGAAAUGCUGCCAUCGUGUGGAUGCCCUGGAGCAAACUUUGAGAUCAUUGAGAGACACAUGUAAGAAGACCCCGGAGCUUGCAGAGCUGUUUAAGAGUGUGACCUGGAGCUUCAUGCAACCUGCUUCUCUCACUGACAGUAAAGACAUUCAGGAGCCGUCAUCAACAUGUCAACCAGCCACCGAGACCCCUUCACCUCCUCCAGAACCCCAACAAAAGAGUCCUCCUAAACCAAGCCAAACAUCCCCAGACAUAGCAGAGGUCAUGAGGAACAUGAGCAAGCUGGCAGAGAAGUACAACAAACUGGAAGCUCUUGUAGCAGCUCUGAAGGACAGAAAAGCAGACAUCUCACAGCUGACGCAACUUAGAGAGCUCGUCAACAACAAAGGUUCCAUGGAUGCAACAAAGAACCUGACGGAUCAGCUGAACCAGCAUAGAGCUUUGAUAGACAGCCUGAUGAGCGACCGAGAAAAGCUGGACUUCCUGCGGUGCAGAAUGGAGGACCUGAUUCUGUCUUUGACCUCUCAGUAUGCCGUCAACCCCAAGGAUGACAGUGAUGACCGCACUCAGGGUAGAGAGAGAUCUGCAGGCAGAGCAGGGACACUGCAGGACGACAAGAAUGCAGAGCUGGUGAACAGCCUGCAGAAGGAGAUUCUUCAGCUUCAAACCGAGUGUGAAAAACUGCAGGAGACCACGAGGUGUCUGCAAGAGGACAACAUACAGAAACAGAGCUACAUCGAGGAACUGUGCAAAGCAACAGAGGAGCUUGAGGUGAAGAAGGCUGACAGGCUGAUGGUGGAGAGUGCAAUUAGAAAUGAUAAGUCUGCUCUGGACAGCAAAGUUAGCCGUGUACAGUUUGACUCCGUGACGGAGCAGCUUAAUGCGCUGUUUAAUGAGCUGCUGAACAAGGUGACGGGCCAGGAGCAGGACUGGCAUAAAGUUGUCAGCAGACUCUCCACUGAGAUGGAGUGUAAGCUGAACCGGAUGGAGUUUGAACCUGUGAAGAAAGAACUGGAAGAUCGCUGGAAGACAAUCUACGGGAAGCUGCAGGCUCAGGAAGGUCCAGACCUCAAUAACGCUGCUGCUGUGAAGAAACAACUUGUGGACAGAUUUCACUGCCUCACCUGUGACCAACCUGUCGUUGCAAACUUCUUCGCACCGACUUUAGUUGAGCUGCCGUCUGCUACCUGUACUUCCUCACGCAAAGUCAUCUGGCCAUUCGGAGUUAACCCUCGGGAAAAGUUUCAACCGCACAACAGAAGACAUUUCUCAGACAUGAGAGACUACAGUUACCUGGCCAUGUCAAGGAGCUGCGGCGGGAGAGGCACAAUCAUAAGCCGCACUGCGCUGUUCGGUAACCUGAAGAAAGCGAGAGAUGGAACCGCCAUGUUACGAAAAAGUCUUCCUGCACAGUCGGAGCAGGGGGACAUCGUCAGUUACAGAGGUCAUCUGAACGAACCCGCCUGCAUAACUACCAGACCUACAAGCUCCAGCAAAGAAGACGAAGCCAGGUGCUCUCCAGGCCUCCUGCCCUCAUCUUUCCCAGAGACUGCACAUGGCUCUCCUCUCCAUAACGCACACAACGGACAGGCUGGACGCUCAGGACACUCCUGACUCUGUCGGGCUUUAGUCCACGUUGAGCUCUGUGGAAGGGAUUAGUCAAAUAAAGACAAUC